UCGCGGGGGGACGCGGACGUCGCUCUUCCAAGAUGGCGGCGCGUCCGUCGCCAGCAGCUGGGCCGGGGGGAAGCCAGCGAAGCCGAGUAAAGCCGCCGCCCGGGAGGAGACUGAAGGAGCAGCUGCCGCCGUUGGCGGCGGCGCGGGCAGUUUUCGCUGCUGCUACGGCUGUUGCCAUGCGGCGAGGCUAGGGAGGACCUCACUUCCCCGGGGUGUAAUAAUGUUAACAGAGGCCAGUCUAUCCAUAUGGGGAUGGGGAAGCCUUGGCAUUGUCCUUUUUCUGAUAACCUUUGGACCCUUUGUAAUAUUUUAUUUGGCAUUUUAUAUCCUCUGCUUUGUGGGUGGGGGCUUAGUGGUUACUCUCCUGUUUGGAAAAACAAACUCAGAAAAGUACCUAGAGCAGUGCGAACACUCAUUUCUUCCUCCUACAUCUACUGGGAUUCCUAAGUGCUUAGAAGAAAUGAAACGGGAAGCAAGGACUAUUAAGAUUGAUAGACGGUUGACUGGUGCCAAUAUAAUUGAUGAACCUCUUCAGCAAGUUAUCCAGUUUUCCUUGAGAGAUUAUGUCCAGUAUUGGUAUUACACACUAAGUGAUGAUGAAUCUUUUCUUCUUGAAAUUAGGCAAACUCUUCAAAAUGCACUCAUUCAGUUUGCUACGAGGUCAAAAGAAAUAGACUGGCAACCUUAUUUUACUACACGAAUUGUAGACGAUUUUGGCACACACCUAAGAGUAUUCAGAAAGGCUCAACAGAGAAUAACAGAGAAAGAUGAUCAAAAGAAAGGUACAGCAGAAGAUCUUAUAGAUUCCUUCUUUGAAGUUGAAGUUGAAAUGGAAAAGGAAGUUUGCCGUGACUUAGUGUGCACGUCUCUGAAAGAUGAAGAAGGAUUCCUAAGGGAUUUGUGUGAGGUCUUAUUAUAUUUAUUGCUACCUCCUGGAGAUUUCCAGAACAAGAUCAUGCGAUACUUUGUCAGGGAAAUUCUUGCACGUGGAAUUCUUCUUCCGUUAAUAAAUCAACUCAGUGAUCCUGAUUAUAUUAAUCAGUUUGUCAUAUGGAUGAUCCGUGAUUCAAAUUGCAAUUAUGAGGCCUUUAUGAACAUUAUUAAAUUGAGUGACAAUGUUGGAGAGCUAGAAGCAGUUAGGGAUAAGGCAGCAGAAGAAUUACAGUAUCUUAGAUCUUUAGAUACAGCUGGUGAUGAUAUUAACACUAUCAAAAAUCAAAUAAAUAGCCUACUAUUUGUAAAGAAAGUGUGUGACUCAAGAAUACAGCGGUUACAGUCAGGCAAAGAAAUAAAUACUGUGAAACUGGCAGCAAACUUUGGGAAACUUUGCACAGUCCCAUUGGACAGCAUCCUUGUAGACAAUGUUGCACUACAGUUUUUUAUGGAUUACAUGCAGCAAACUGGAGGUCAGGCACAUCUUUUCUUCUGGAUGACAGUAGAAGGGUACCGGGUUACAGCCCAGCAGCAGUUAGAAGUUUUACUAAGUCGUCAGAGAGAUGGAAAACAUCAAACCAACCAAACCAAAGGUCUUUUAAGAGCAGCUGCUGUUGGAAUUUAUGAACAAUAUUUGUCAGAAAAGGCAUCUCCAAGAGUUACGGUUGAUGACUAUUUAGUGGCAAAAUUAGCAGAUACUUUGAAUCAUGAAGAUCCAACCCCUGAAAUCUUUGAUGACAUUCAGAGGAAGGUAUAUGAUUUGAUGCUACGAGAUGAAAGGUUUUAUCCUUCCUUCAGGCAGCAUGCCCUGUAUGUGCGCAUGUUAGCUGAGCUGGACAUGCUAAAAGAUCCCAGUUUCAGAGGAUCAGACGAUGGGGAUGGAGGUAAGUCUUUAGAUGACCUAUCAAGUGUAUCUUCUGAUGAAUCAGUACAACUUCAUGCUUACAUUUCAGACACUGGUGUUUGUAACGAUCAUGGCAAGACAUACGCAUUGUAUGCCAUCACUGUGCACCGGCGCAACCUGAACACUGAGGAGAUGUGGAAAACCUAUCGUCGUUACAGUGACUUCCAUGACUUCCACAUGAGAAUUACUGAACAGUUUGAAAAUCUGUCAAGCAUAUUGAAGCUUCCUGGUAAGAAGACUUUUAAUAAUAUGGAUAGAGAUUUUUUAGAAAAGAGGAAAAAGGAUCUAAAUGCCUAUUUACAGUUGCUGUUAACUCCUGAAAUGAUGAAAGCAUGCCCAGCUUUGGCUCACUCUGUAUAUGACUUCCUUGAAAAUAAAGCCUACAGUAAGGGCAAAGGAGACUUCGCUCGCAAAAUGGACACUUUUGUAAAUCCACUUCGAAAUUCUAUGAGGAAUGUUUCAAAUGCAGUUAAAUCCCUUCCUGAUAGCUUGGCAGAAGGAAUGACUAAAAUGUCAGACAACAUGGGCAAAAUGUCAGAAAGAUUAGGUCAAGACAUAAAGCAAUCAUUUUUCAAGGUGCCUCCUUUAAUUACAAAGACUGAUUCAGAUCCUGAACAUUGUCGAGUCUCAGCUCAACUUGAUGAUAAUGUGGAUGACAAUAUUCCACUUAGAGUAAUGUUGCUUCUCAUGGAUGAAGUAUUUGAUUUGAAAGAAAGAAAUCAGUGGUUGCGAAGAAAUAUCAAAAACCUACUUCAGCAGCUUAUUAGAGCAACAUAUGGUGAUACUAUUAAUAGAAAAAUAGUUGACCAUGUUGAUUGGAUGACUUCGCCUGAGCAAGUAGCCGACUCAGUGAAACGUUUCAGAGAUGCAUUUUGGCCAAAUGGCAUUUCAGCAGAGACUGUUCCAUGCAGAGACAAAGCUAUGCGAAUGAGAACAAGAAUUGCAGGAAAAACAAAAUUAUUUGCAAUUAUGCCAGAUGAACUGAAGCACAUUAUUGGAGCUGAGACAACACGGAAAGGUAUUCUUCGUGUUUUUGAAAUGUUUCAGCACAACCAGUUAAAUAGGAGAAUGGUUUAUGUCUUCUUGGAAGGCUUUUUAGAAACAUUAUUUCCACAAUAUAAAUUUCGUGAACUUUUCAACAAACUGCAUUCACGGUCAAAGCAGAUGCAGAAAUAUAAACAGAAACUUCAAACUACUCAAGCACCUUCUUUACAGAAAAGGUGACACUACAAUCUGUGAAGCUGGUGUUCAUUUUGUCCAGAACUGAUGAUAUGGACAGAUCUUCUGGGGCUUAACUCAUAUACUGUUGUAUCUGCACCAGUCUUUUAGGGUCUCAAAAUAGGUUGUUAAUACAUCCACGAGACUGGUUCUGCUCAUCCUCAUCUAUAGUCCAGCCACUACCAAGAGAGAUUUCUGUGUUUUAAAUGAUUUGGUGCAUAAUUUGCAACACUGAGAGAAUAUUGUCCCCAUCUCAAGCAAGAAUGAUGUCGGUCCCUUCCGCUUCAAGCUAAUCAGCAUUCUCCAGCAGUGACAGAGUGCCAGAGCUAAGGAAAGCACAAGACAAUGGUUCACAGAUAAAUUCAUUAAUUUGUUUAACAGUUGAAGACUGUGCAAUGUACACUUUGGAGAAAUUUGUUGUGCAUAAUGAUUUUGUAAUUUGGUGUCAGCAUUUUGAUGUAGUGUGGACUAGCCAGGUAAAUGAUCUUUGCAACAUUUGUUUCAGGUCUGGGAAAAGUGACAAGAAUGCCCUUAAAGUAUGACAUAAUUUAUUCCUAUAAUUAUAAUUUUGUGAUAUAAAAUUAAAUUCUGAGUAUAAAGUAAAAUAAAUCAAAAAGUUUGGUUAGAUUUAAUAUUCAUUGGUAUAAAACAAGCUAAUUAAUUCAUACAUGCUUUAAGGACUGUGUUGUGCUCUUGCUAAGUUUUCUUUUGGCACUCUGCAGAAAAGCAUGUGGUAGCUUUCACUUAAGUUUCAAGAUUAUUAGUUUUAGCUUUAACAGAUUACUGAUUAUACAGAAGGGGAAUAAUUUGUUUGAAGAACUGCCAAAUACAUUGUCUUUCUAAAAAUAUGGAGAUUAAAAGAAAACAGUACUCUCUUGAAAGUUGCCAUAUGAUUUUAAAUUUUGUGAUCUAGACAUGCC
Molecule: messenger RNA, 3975 nt
Organism: Octodon degus (degu)
Lineage: Eukaryota; Metazoa; Chordata; Mammalia; Rodentia; Octodontidae
Gene: Snx13
Product: sorting nexin 13
Exons: 25
Coding region: 221-3061 (946 amino acids)
Biological process (GO): positive regulation of GTPase activity
Cellular component (GO): early endosome
Molecular function (GO): phosphatidylinositol binding
Source: RefSeq, a predicted model, not a curated record